AGGGGGUGGCUGGGCAGAGCCUCCUCGCUGUCCCCACUCUCCCUCGGCGCUCAGCCGGGGCGCACGGACCAACGCACUGACGGACCCGCGCGCAGCCCGCGCUGUUGGGGGGCGCGGGCCCCGGGGCGUCGCCCGCCGGCUCCAGCCCUCCCCGCCCCGUCGCGUCCCGCCCCGUCGCGUCGGGGGCCCCAUGGCUCCUCCCGAGCCCCGCAGCCCGGGGGGCGCAGGGUAGAGCCCCGAGACCCGCCCGCCGCCGCCCCCGGGACUCCCGGGUUCUCCCGGAGCCCCGCGGGGGGUCCCCGCCGUCUCGUCGCGCGGGCUCCGGGGGGCGCGGGGGAGCGCCCUUGCCCCCUCCCCCACCACGACCCCCCACACCCCCCCGAGCGUGGAGACAAGAUGCUGCCCUGGCUCCGACGCCUGCUGCAAGGUCCAGCCUCCGCCUGCCUCCUGCUGCUGCUGCUGGCGCUGCCGCCCGCCGCCCCCAGCUGCCCCAUGCUCUGCACCUGCUACUCGUCCCCGCCCACCGUGAGCUGCCAGGCCAACAACUUCUCGUCGGUGCCUCUGUCCCUGCCGCCCGGCACGCAGCGCCUCUUCCUGCAGAACAACCUCAUCCGCACGCUGCGGCCCGGCACCUUCGGGCCCCACCUGCUCACCCUGUGGCUCUUCUCCAACAACCUCUCCACCAUCUACCCGGGCACCUUCCGCCGCCUGCAGGCGCUCGAGGAGCUGGACCUGGGCGACAACCGGCACCUGCGCUCGCUGGAGCCCGACACCUUCCAGGGCCUGGAGCGGCUGCAGUCGCUGCACCUGUACCGCUGCCAGCUCAGCAGCCUGCCCGGCCACAUCUUCCGCGGCCUGGUCAGCCUGCAGUACCUCUACCUCCAGGACAACAGCCUGCUGCACCUCCAGGAUGACCUGUUCGCGGACCUGGCCAACCUGAGCCACCUCUUCCUGCACGGGAACCGCCUGCGGCUGCUCACGGAGCACGUGUUCCGCGGCCUGGGCAACCUGGACCGCCUGCUGCUGCACGGGAACCGGCUGCAGGGCGUGCACCGCGCGGCCUUCCGGGGCCUGGGCCGCCUCACCAUCCUCUACCUGUUCAACAACAGCCUGGCCUCGCUGCCCGGGGAGGCGCUGGCCGACCUGCCGGCGCUCGAGUUCCUGCGGCUCAACGCCAACCCCUGGGCGUGCGACUGCCGCGCGCGGCCGCUCUGGGCCUGGUUCCAGCGCGCGCGCGUGUCCAGCUCCGACGUGACGUGCGCCAGCCCGCCCGAGCGCCAGGGCCGCGACCUGCGCGCGCUCAGCGACGCCGACUUCCAGGCCUGCCCGCCCGCCGUGCCCACCAGGCCGGGCAGCCGCCCGCGCGGCAACAGCUCGUCCAACCACCUGUACGGGGUGGCCGAGGCGGGCGCGCCCCCCGCCGACCCGUCCACGCUCUACCGAGACCUGCCCGCCGAGGACCCGCGGGGGCGCCAGGGCGGGGACGCGCCCACCGAGGACGACUACUGGGGGGGCUACGGGGGCGAGGACCGGCGGGGCGAGCAGACGUGCCCCGGCGCCGCCUGCCGGGCGCCCGCCGACUCCCGCGGGCCCGCGCUGGCGGCCGGGCUCCCCAGCCCUCUGCUUUGCCUCCUGCUCCUGGCGCCCCACCACCUCUGACUGCGGUGCUGAGACUGAAGAGGCCGGUGUGCCCUACCCCCCCCCCAAAAAAAAAAACCUCUUGCCGCCCACCUUCCUGCGGCCCCAAUCCUCCCUCUGCGGCUCGGACCCAGCGCCAGUCCAGAACGCCCCCUCCGGGAGGGCCAGGCCCCUUCUCCCCGCCUCCUGGGCUACUACUGGUUUCUGCCUCAGUCCGGUUUGCCACCACUGUGGCCGUUAGUCCUUUCCCACCCCAAGGCCGGGGUGCCCCCCUGCCCCCCUGCCCCCGAAGCCCCCCCACCCCCGCAGUGGACUCAGAGGGGCUUUUCAUCUGCAAAGCAACUUCCACCAGCAGAGCCUUUGGGAGCUCCGGGGACGGUCCCACGCUCCCCCCCCCGAGCCGUUUGGAGAGAAAUCCUCCACGGGGCCAGGCGAACCCUAGGUCCCUGCUUAGCACCCCCUCAGCCUCCCGACACUGGAGGAAUACUUUUCUCCGAAGUCUACUCUGGACACUUUUUAGGGUGCCUGGAGAGAGCUUUCCUCUCCACCGUGGCCCCUGUGUAGUGAAGAUCAACAGGAGUUGUUUGGGAAAAAAAAAUUUAUUAAAAAAUUCUAUUAUUUUA
This is a messenger RNA of Sorex araneus (European shrew), 2261 nucleotides long. It is a transcript of the gene RTN4RL2, whose product is annotated as reticulon 4 receptor like 2. Gene Ontology annotation, cellular component: plasma membrane. Lineage: Eukaryota; Metazoa; Chordata; Mammalia; Eulipotyphla; Soricidae. The record is from RefSeq and is a predicted model, not a curated record. Gene Ontology annotation, molecular function: protein binding.